Molecule: messenger RNA, 1182 nt
Organism: Antrostomus carolinensis (chuck-will's-widow)
Lineage: Eukaryota; Metazoa; Chordata; Aves; Caprimulgiformes; Caprimulgidae
Gene: CCNB1
Product: cyclin B1
Exons: 7
Coding region: 1-1182 (393 amino acids)
Biological process (GO): mitotic cell cycle phase transition
Molecular function (GO): cyclin-dependent protein serine/threonine kinase regulator activity
Source: RefSeq, a predicted model, not a curated record
AUGUCGACCACCAUGCGGUCCCGCACCGCCCUGGGGGACAUCGGCAACCGCAUCGCCGCGCCGAAGACGCGGGCUGCCGUCAAGAAGGUGGCGGCAGCGGCGGAAAGGGGCUGCGUGCGGAAGCCGGGCACCAGGCCCGUGCGGGCCACCUCCCCGGGUAGGGUAACUACCAGGAGCAUGCUGAAGGCUGCCGCCACGGAGCAAGUGCCGCCACCAGCCCCGGAGCCCCAGCUGGAGCCCUCCCAGCUGAAGCCUCAGUCUCCAUCUCCCACGGAAGCAUCUGGAUGUGCCCCACCAGAAGACAUGCUGUGUCAGGCUUUUUCUGAUGUCUUGCUUGAUGUGCAAGAUGUAGAUGCGGAAGACGGUACUGACCCAAACCUUUGCAGCGACUAUGUGAAGGACAUCUACAGAUAUCUGAGAGAUCUUGAGGAAAAACAACCCAUCAGACCCAAAUACCUGGCCGGCCAGGAAAUCAAUGGGAACAUGCGUGCCAUACUAAUAGAUUGGCUUGUGCAAGUACAGAUAAAAUUCAGACUCCAUCAGGAGACCCUGUACAUGGCAGUUGCUAUCAUCGAUCGCUACCUGCAGAACAAUGCUGUUUCCAAGAGGAUGUUGCAGCUAGUUGGUGUCACAGCAAUGUUCAUUGCCACCAAAUAUGAAGAGGUUUUUCCCCCAAAUAUUGGAGACUUUGCCUACGUAACUGAUCACACUUACACAAACUUGCAAAUACGCAAGAUGGAGAUGAAUAUCCUGCAAGCCUUGGACUUCAGAGUGGGUCACCCUCUCCCUCCACACUUCCUAAGGAGGGCUUCAAAGAUUGCAGAGGUGGACUUUGAACAGCACGUUCUGGCCAAGUACCUGAUGGAGUUGUCCAUUGUGGACUAUGAUAUGGUUCACUUCCCUCCAUCCAAGACUGCAGCAGCUGCUUCCUGUUUAGCUCUGAAACUCCUCGGUGGAUGCGAGUGGACACCAACACUGCAACACUACAUGUCUUACACGGAGAGUGACCUUCUCCCAGUUAUGCAGCAUAUAGCAAAGAACAUAAUUCUGGUGAAUGAGGGCAUUAUGAAGCACGUGGCAAUCAAGAACAAAUAUGCCAGCAGUCAAAACAGCAAGAUAAGCAUUAUUAAACAGCUGCAUUCUUCCGUCGUCUGGAAUCUAGCACAACCUCUUAUUUCUUAA